This is a messenger RNA of Ilex paraguariensis (yerba mate), 510 nucleotides long. The record is from the annotation of a GenBank genome assembly. Lineage: Eukaryota; Viridiplantae; Streptophyta; Magnoliopsida; Aquifoliales; Aquifoliaceae.
AUGGCGUCCAUAUCACUAGGCCUAAGAAACAACAGCACCUACACGCCCAACCCCACCAAUACCACAGCCAUCAACGCCUCCAACGCUGCCACGAGCACUCCUACCUCUACCAAAUCAAGUGCGGCAAUGUCGCUCGUUCCAGGUAAGAGCCUGCAAAAUAUUUUAGAAACUGGUGCUGUUCUUGAACCUGUUGAAUGCACAUUGGAUUCUGCAGUCAUAAAUGAAUGGAGAUUUUUGAGGUUGAAAGAAUAUAAGGAGAGCAACAUUGAAGUAGAAAAUGACGCAUUUGACUGUUACAUGCAUAAUUUUAGUUUACUGGAGGAGGUGUUUUUCACAAAUUCUACCCCAAGCGUGCAUACUGAGGAGGGCCACUCCACCGAAAAUUCUAACUCUGUUGUGGAAGACACCAAUGACAGGAGUAUUGCCGGCUUAAAGUCAAAACUUAGAUCAAGCCCAAUUAGAACCGCAAAUUUUAGAAAGCAGAUGCAAAACAUUGUUGAUCAGAGAUAG